Messenger RNA from Vicugna pacos (alpaca), 3773 nucleotides. NCBI's taxonomy places the organism in Eukaryota, Metazoa, Chordata, Mammalia, Artiodactyla, Camelidae. The record is from RefSeq and is a predicted model, not a curated record.
GCCUCGCCGGAGCAGCAUCAUCAAGGAUGGUACAAAACAAAAGAGAGAGCGGAAAAAGACCGUCUCGUUCAGCAGCAUGCCCACGGAGAAGAAGAUCAGCAGUGCGAGUGACUGCAUCAACUCCAUGGUGGAGGGCUCAGAGCUCAAAAAGCUUCGCUCCAACUCCAGAAUUUACCACCGGUAUUUUCUCCUGGACGCUGACAUGCAGAGCCUGAGAUGGGAACCAUCCAAGAAGGACUCUGAGAAAGCCAAGAUUGACAUUAAGUCCAUCAAGGAAGUGAGAACAGGGAAAAACACGGACAUAUUCCGCAGCAACGGCAUUUCUGACCAGAUAUCUGAAGACUGCGCGUUUUCGGUCAUCUACGGGGAGAAUUACGAGUCACUCGAUCUGGUGGCCAACUCUGCAGAUGUUGCAAACAUCUGGGUCACAGGCCUGCGGUACCUCAUCUCUUACGGGAAACACACACUCGAUAUGUUAGAAAGUAGUCAGGACAACAUGAGGACUUCUUGGGUUUCGCAGAUGUUUAGUGAAAUUGAUGUAGAUAACCUUGGACAUGUAAGCCUGUGCAGUGCUGUGCAGUGUAUCAGAAACCUCAAUCCUGGCUUAAAAACGAGCAAAAUUGAGCUCAAGUUCAAAGAAUUGCACAAAUCCAAGGACAAAGCUGGUACUGAAGUCACCCAGGAAGAAUUUGUUGAGGUUUUCCAUGAGCUUUGUACCCGACCUGAAAUUUAUUUCCUUUUAGUCCAGUUUUCAAGCAAUAAAGAAUUCCUUGACACCAAGGACCUUAUGAUGUUUCUUGAGGCAGAGCAGGGUGUGGCCCACAUCAACGAGGAAAUAAGCCUUGAAAUUAUUCACAAGUAUGAGCCAUCCAGAGAGGGUCAGGAAAAGGGCUGGCUUUCCAUAGACGGGUUCACUAAUUACCUUAUGUCACCUGACUGUUACAUAUUUGACCCGGAGCACAAGAAGGUUUGUCAGGAUAUGAAGCAGCCCUUGUCUCAUUACUUUAUAAACUCAUCUCACAACACGUACUUGAUAGAGGACCAGUUCCGAGGUCCCUCUGACAUCACAGGGUACAUCCGCGCUCUUAAGAUGGGCUGCCGCAGCGUCGAGCUGGAUGUGUGGGACGGGCCAGAUAAUGAGCCUGUCAUCUACACAGGCCACACCAUGACCUCUCAGAUCGUCUUCCGCAGCGUCAUCGACAUCAUUAACAAGUACGCGUUCUUCGCUUCAGAAUACCCUCUCAUCUUGUGCUUGGAAAACCACUGUUCCAUCAGACAGCAGAAGGUGAUGGUUCAACACAUGAAGAAGAUUUUAGGAGACAAGCUCUACACGACAUCGCCCAACGUUGAGGAGUCGUACCUGCCAUCCCCAGAUGUCCUGAAAGGGAAGAUCCUGAUUAAAGCCAAGAAGCUGUCCUCGAGCUGCUCCGGCGUGGAGGGAGACGUCACCGAUGAGGACGAAGGGGCGGAGAUGUCGCAGAGGGCGGGCAAGGAGAACGUGGAGCAAGCCAACCACGUGCCCGCGAAGCGCUUCCAGCUCUGCAAAGAGCUGUCCGAGCUGGUGAGCAUCUGCAAGUCAGUGCAGUUCAAAGAGUUCCAGGUGUCGUUCCAGGUGCAGAAGUACUGGGAGGUCUGCUCCUUCAACGAGGUGCUCGCCAGCAAAUAUGCCAACGAGAAUCCCGGGGACUUCGUCAAUUACAACAAGCGCUUUCUGGCCAGGGUCUUCCCCAGUCCCAUGAGAAUUGACUCCAGCAACAUGAACCCUCAGGAUUUCUGGAAGUGCGGCUGUCAGAUAGUGGCCAUGAACUUUCAGACCCCGGGACUCAUGAUGGACCUGAACAUCGGCUGGUUCCGGCAGAACGGGAACUGUGGCUAUGUCCUCCGUCCGGCCAUCAUGAGGGAGGAGGUCUCCUUCUUCAGCGCCAAUACCAAAGACUCUGUCCCAGGAGUCUCCCCGCAGCUUCUUCACAUCAAGAUCAUCAGCGGGCAGAACUUCCCCAAGCCCAAGGGGUCCGGCGCCAAAGGGGACGUGGUGGACCCUUACGUCUACGUGGAGAUUCACGGGAUCCCUGCUGACUGUGCAGAACAGAGGACAAAAACCGUGCACCAGAACGGAGACGCCCCCAUGUUCGACGAAAGCUUUGAGUUUCAAAUCAACCUGCCAGAACUGGCCAUGGUGCGCUUCGUGGUCCUGGACGAUGACUACAUCGGGGACGAGUUCAUCGGUCAGUACACCAUUCCCUUCGAGUGUUUGCAGACCGGCUACCGCCACGUCCCGCUGCAGUCGCUGACCGGGGAGGUCCUAGCACACGCGUCCCUCUUUGUCCACGUGGCCAUCACUAACCGAAGGGGAGGCGGGAAACCUCACAAAAGGGGCCUUUCUGUGCGGAAAGGGAAGAAGUCCAGGGACUAUGCGUCCUUGAGAACGCUGUGGAUUAAAACCGUGGAUGAGGUGUUCAAGAAUGCCCAGCCCCCGAUCCGGGAUGCCACGGACCUGCGGGAGAACAUGCAGAAUGCAGUGGUAUCCUUCAAGGAGCUGUGUGGCCUCUCGUCCGUGGCCAACCUCAUGCAGUGCAUGCUGGCCGUGUCUCCCCGCUUCCUGGGACCCGACAACACGCCCCUGGUGGUCCUGAAUCUCAGCGAGCAGUAUCCCACGAUGGAGUUGCAGGGGAUCGUGCCCGAGGUUCUGAAGAGGAUCGUGACAACUUACGACAUAAUGAUCCAGUCCCUCAAGGCAUUGAUCGAAAAUGCGGACGCCGUGUAUGAGAAGAUCGUACACUGUCAGAAGGCGGCCAUGGAAUUCCACGAGCACCUGCACAGCAUAGGCACCAAGGAGGGGCUGAAGGAGCGCAAGCUGCAGAAGGCCGUGGAGAGCUUUACCUGGAACAUCACCAUCCUCAAGGGACAGGCGGACCUUCUGAAAUACGCCAAGAACGAGACCUUGGAGAACCUGAAACAAAUCCACUACGCUGCUGUUUCCUGUGGGCUGAAUAAACCCGGCACAGAAAACGCCGACGUUCACAAGCCGCGCCGGAGCCUGGAAGUCAUACCUGAAAAAGGAAACGACGAAACUGGAGAAUGAGGGAACUUUCUCGAAAUCAUUUCAGAGCUGAUCACUCCAGGACCAAUCGUAGCCAAGUGGGACACUUGCUUUGCACUCACGAAUGAAAAUAAUAUUGGAGAUUUUACAGCACAACUGGAACAGCCGAUGACAGUCUGUGAAAACUGUGAAUGUAUUUAGCAGCCCUGCGUGUGAAGCCUAAUAAACUCUUCAACUAGAAAUUAUAUUCCUGGCCCAGAUAUGCUAUAUUUGUACACAAAGACAUCCUAACUCAGUUGCAGUGUGAACCGCACACUGUCUCUCUACUAGUCACUCUAGUUCCAUUGAGAAGCAAACGUUUUCCUAACUGAAAACAAUGUCUUAAGAUGGAAAUGGAUUGUACUGUCUAAUGACUAUUUAUUGGGGAAAAGCCUACUCUGUGAGUUCUACUUUUGUAUGACUGCCGGGGUCUCUGGGUCGCAGGUGACUGGGGUGGCAAGCCUGCUGAGCCACGGUUACUAAGGGAAGUGUGACUGUACAGCCUCCGUGAACUUGCGGAGCCGCCGGGGGGAGGCGGGGGCACCGCAGCCGGACGGGAGCUCCCGGCCGGAGUCACGUGCUGGGUACACGGAUGAUGUCCAAGUAGUCAACCUGGAAGCAACACACUGUACAUAGUUUUUCAUUGUACGGAGUAGUGUUCACAUUAAAAAGAUGUUUUAUGAUAUUUCUCCAA